Schistosoma intercalatum is the source of this 736-nucleotide messenger RNA. NCBI's taxonomy places the organism in Eukaryota, Metazoa, Platyhelminthes, Trematoda, Strigeidida, Schistosomatidae. The record is from the annotation of a GenBank genome assembly.
UUUUUGUCUCGACAGAUAUGUGUUAUGUUUGUAUAAUUGUCUGUUUAUUCUAUUCUAAAACAAAUCCAUUCAGAUUAUUUACCAAAUCGAGUGAUAUCAGUUUUUACAUUAUUGAUUCUGUUCCAUUUUCAUAAUAAAGACGCUUAAUCGAACAUUAAACAUAGUCCUACUGGAAUAUAAUAAAGAUGCAAUCUAAAAAAGAAGUUGGAACUAUACUUGAUCAACCUGGAAAAUCAGUACCACCACGUAAUCUCACUUUGGUACCUCCACCUCAUCGACAAUGGACUAGUGGGAUUUGUUAUUGUUGUAAAAAUAGGGAUUGGGGUUGUUUUGCUGUAUGUUGUUACUUCUGUCUAUUAAAUCAACUGACAAAAGCAAUGAAUGAAAAAACGUGUUAUCCAUGUUUACCAUGGUGUGGAUUAGUAGGAUUGAGAAUGAAAAUGCGAACAACUUACGGAAUAGAGGGUGAUGGAUGCAAAGAUUGCUGUCAACUAUGUUUCUGUAACGGUUGUGUAGCAUGUCAAAUGCAUUAUGAAGCACAACAAAUUGGAAUUAUAGAAAAGAAAACCUGUUCAGAUGCAUGUAAUCAAUGUUGUGUAUGUUAUAGAUAAACAGAAUGGGUUAAAGAACAAUUUGUAAACUUCCAACUACUUUCACUAUCAACUCAUGUAUAAUUAAGUAUAUUCAAAUGAAUUUUAAUUGUGUACUAAAUAAAUACUCUACCAUAUUUUACAAA